Messenger RNA from Closterium sp. Yama58-4, 219 nucleotides. The record is from the annotation of a GenBank genome assembly. NCBI's taxonomy places the organism in Eukaryota, Viridiplantae, Streptophyta, Zygnematophyceae, Desmidiales, Closteriaceae.
AUGACCAUCACCAUCACCAUGACCAUGACCAUCACCAUCACCUUGACCAACACCAUCACCAUGACCAUCACCAUGACCAUGACCAUCACCAUCACCAUCACCUUGACCAACACCAUCACCAUGACCAUCACCAUGACCAUCACCAUCACCAUGACCAUCACCAUGACCAUCACCAUCACCAUGACCACCACUGUCACCACCACCACCCUCAUUUCAUAA